Hymenoscyphus albidus is the source of this 761-nucleotide messenger RNA. Lineage: Eukaryota; Fungi; Ascomycota; Leotiomycetes; Helotiales; Helotiaceae. The record is from the annotation of a GenBank genome assembly.
AUGUCCAACUUAGCUCUGUCCUCGAUGCAACACCAAGGUCCCUCGAAAACAUUAGAAGCCGCUGAGCGUCCGACAAGUUUGCCCUCAAGUUCCUCCUCAUCUAUAUCAAGAGAAACCAAAGUCGGAUUUGGAGUCGGUGUUUCUUUGGGCUUCUUGAUACUUGUGAGCAUUAUCAUCUUGGCCUUUCGUAUUGGGAGGAAGACUGGUAUGGGUUCCGCGGCUGCAAAGAAGGCGCGGAGUUUUCAAGAUCUAUCGAGACUAAGUGGUGCUUGGUUUCGCAAAUCGGGAUUUGGAAAAGCUGAAUCAUGUGCUGAAUCUCAGCAGAUUUUCGAGAUUGGAAGUGGGAAGAGUGAGGUCAAGGUGGGAGAGUUGGAGGCAAAUACCAAAGUCGUGGAAUUGGAGGGUGAUGAUGUGGGCGGAGAUGAGGCUGUACAGUCUGAGAAGAGCUUUGUGUGUUCGAUUAAUGGCCAUGUUGCGACUCGCUUAGCAUUCGUUGAUUUGAUGAUUACUGCAGGGGGUCACCAGCUGGGCAAAAUAGGCGGGACUUUUUUUGGUGGUGCACAAGCCAACAGAAUCCCAGCUUAUUUUGUCCACCGGGAGGGGGUUAACGUUUGUGGUUAGCCAAAGUACAAAUGUUCUUUCUCACACUGUUGUUGUCAAAGGUUCUCUAUCGCGGAAUCUUGUACGCACGAAAGUCACGACAACCAAUUGAGAAAUCUCCAAUACCGAAGGCUUCUCACAGUUUCAACAGCUUGCGAUAA